Messenger RNA from Fimicolochytrium jonesii, 1259 nucleotides. RefSeq lists its product as uncharacterized. Lineage: Eukaryota; Fungi; Chytridiomycota; Chytridiomycetes; Spizellomycetales; Powellomycetaceae. The coding region runs from base 172 to 1239 and encodes 355 amino acids. The record is from RefSeq and is a predicted model, not a curated record. The transcript has a single exon. Gene Ontology annotation, biological process: nucleoside phosphate metabolic process; ribose phosphate metabolic process. Gene Ontology annotation, molecular function: ADP-glucose pyrophosphatase activity; ADP-ribose pyrophosphatase activity.
CGAGGGCUUCAUGUUUUUUACAUACGGUGAGGUGGUUUUUAGCACCUGGCGCUGAUAGCGUUCGACGGUACGCGUCCCCUUGCCCUACUUCAAAAGGGGCAGAAACCGCUGAAGCCGCCCAGCUUCAUCACUCUCUCCCCCAAACGCAACCCACAUCGCCCGUACUAUCUUAUGCACAGACUGUCCAGCGAGCAACUCCGUCUCACCCACCGGCACGCCCUCCGUCUGCAUCUCCACCUUCGCCCUCUCAAUCUCCACCGCCACGCCAUGUCCCCAUCACACCACACAAUCACCCUCAACAACAAACAAGUACCCCUAACCCGCCUCCCCACCGCCACCCACAUCGAUCUCGAAGCCGUGCAACAAUUCCAGCCGUUCCAGGCAUGGACGGCCGCGAUGUCGCGUGAGCUAGCCGGGGAUCCCGAGUCAUCACACCGCCGAUCGUCUUCGCCAUCACGGGGCGAUGCAACCACGAAUGCGCAUGUAGGCGAUCACGUCCAUGUCCGCGGGGUGGAAGUCACAGACGUGGACACGUUCGGCAGCGGGAAGAUUGGGUUUGUCAAGUUCCGGGCCGAUGUGGUUUGGAAAGACGGUGAUGACGCGCAUCCUCCUGCCGCCAAUGCUGAUGAUGGCUGGAAGAAGGAGGCCAAGAUACCCGGGAUAGUCUUCGCGCGCGGUGGGGCUGUUGCCAUCUUGGUUCUCGUGCGGCCUGAGGGCUCAGACAAAAACAAUAAUAGCGAUGACAAGACUACCGAGGAGGAUGAGGAAAGAGUGGUCCUCGUCCUCCAACCGCGCAUCCCGAUCGCCUCCCUCUCCUUCGCCGAACUUCCCGCGGGGAUGCUGGACGGAGACAACAAGUUCGCGGGCACCGCCGCGCGUGAGCUCGAGGAAGAGUGCGGGAUCCGUAUCCAUGAAGACGAGUUGGUCGAUCUCUCCGCGUUGCCGUACACCUCGAACUCGGGAAACCACAUAUCCGACGCCGACGACCUCCGCACCGCGGGAAUCUUCCCCUCACCCGGCGGCUCCGACGAGUUCAUCAAGAUCUACCUAGCUCGCAAAACCCUCUCCCGCGAUGACAUCACACGUUUGGAAGGCCGCGAGGGCGGGUUGAGAGCCUCAGGGGAGCGGAUCACCGUGCGGCUGGUGAGGUUGAGCGAGCUGUGGAGGGCUACGAGGGAUAUGAAGGCGUUUGUGGCGUUGAGUUUGUACGAGAGGGGGAGGAGGGAGGGGUUGGUUUAGUCUGGUGGGGGUGUUUGGAG